Messenger RNA from Pectinophora gossypiella (pink bollworm), 6222 nucleotides. RefSeq names its product Fanconi anemia group M protein (gene Fancm). The record is from RefSeq and is a predicted model, not a curated record. Lineage: Eukaryota; Metazoa; Arthropoda; Insecta; Lepidoptera; Gelechiidae. The coding region runs from base 104 to 4963 and encodes 1619 amino acids. Gene Ontology annotation, biological process: replication fork reversal; double-strand break repair via synthesis-dependent strand annealing; interstrand cross-link repair. Gene Ontology annotation, molecular function: hydrolase activity; four-way junction helicase activity; ATP binding. The transcript has 18 exons.
CCUUGAAACUUGUUUUUAUUUUCGCUCUUUUAUUUUCGUAAUUUAUUUUUGUGUAAAAUACGACAAUUAUUUCCUUAUGAAAUGAGCUGACAAUAUAGUGGCAAUGAUUAAAAACCACCAGACAGGCACAUCCAAACAGAAUAAUAAUAUAUCGGCUUUCGAAGAUGACGAGGUUUUUGAAGACUCGACAAUUUUGGCCAAUUUCAACAAUUCUUCUUUUAAAGAUACGUCUUCCAGGCCCUCUGAGAAUAACAGGAAUGAUUCCCCCAACAGAAGUGGAUUAAAUGUCAGUGCUUUAUGUUGCGAUGAGGAAAUUAGUGGCUAUGACAAGUUGACCGGUGAGACAUGGAUUUAUCCCAUAAACUAUCCACUGAGGGAUUAUCAGUUCAACAUCAUCAAGGCAGCUAUUUUACAGAACACACUUGUAAGCCUGCCAACAGGUUUGGGCAAGACAUUCAUAGCAGCAGUAAUAAUGUACAACUUCUACCGUUGGUAUCCGAUUGGCAAGAUUAUAUUCACGGCCCCUACUCGCCCACUCGUCGCACAGCAGAUUGAAGCUUGCUAUGACAUUGUUGCUAUACCACCUAGUGACACUGUGGAAAUGACAGGUCACAUGCAAGUAGCAACACGUAAGACCCACUGGCAAACUAAGCGAGUGUUCUUCGCGACCCCACAAGUAAUCUACAAUGACAUCAAGUCCGGUAUCUGUCCGGGAGAGAAGAUCCGUUGUCUAGUCAUCGACGAGGCGCACCGAGCAAGGGGAAACUACGCAUAUUGCCAGAUUAUAAGCACAUUGACUGAUAUGGGACAUAAUACUUAUAGAGUGCUUGCGUUGUCUGCUACCCCAGGGAGCAAAGUUGAUGAUGUUGUCAAUGUAGUAAAGAACCUGCACAUAGCUCACCUGGAGCUGCGUACGGAGUCCUGCAUCGACGUGGCGCCGUACAGCCACGCGCGCAAGAUCAACACCGUGGUCAUACCACUCGGGCCAGAGCUCACUCAUCUGAGACAUCACUAUGUUGAGAUUAUGGACAGCUACGCCAGACGACUGAAGCAGCUGAACAUUCUGCCACAAAACCUGGGCAACUUGUCCAAAGGCCGCAUCGUCAUGCUCUACAAGGAGUUCCAGAAUAAAGAGAGAGGAGCCAGGCACCCCCAGCACAACUACAUAAUGAAAGACUUCACCCUCCUGAUCGCGCUUUACCACGGCCUAGAACUGCUAACCAAACACGGGUCCAGAGUGUUUCUGAACUUCUUCGACGAGCACCCUGAGAAGUCCUGGAUACAAUCGGAUGAUAAACUAACGGCGUUGCUCGAGAGGCUCAGAGAUGAUCUCGGGGUUGAUCCUCUGUCGCUGGAUCGGAGUAUCUUGCCUGAUGGGACUGUUCCUGAGAUGCCUAAAGACUUAUCGUUUGGUCACCCGAAGUUCUACAAGUUAAAAGAAAUUAUGUUGGAGCAUUUUACCAGAGCCAAGGAGAAGAAUCAUGACACUAGAGCUAUAGUGUUCUGCGAGUACAGGGAGAGCGUGAACCUGGUACACUGUCUGCUGCUGCAGUGCCGGCCGCUCAUCAAGGCGCAGAUGUUCGUCGGACAGGGCGCCUCUGGUAAAGACGGCAAAACUGUGAUAUCCCAGAAGCAGCAACUGAGAGUGAUGCGUAACUUUAGAGAGGGUACCAGCAACGUGCUGGUGGCCACCUGCGUGGCGGAGGAGGGACUGGACGUGGGCUCUGUCGACCUCAUCAUAUGCUUCGACAUCUCCACGCGCUCGCCCAUCAGACUUGUACAAAGAUGCGGCCGAACGGGCAGGGAGCGUGGCGGGCAGGUGCAUAUCCUGGUGACUGAAGGUCGGGAACAUCAGACCCUGCUAGACUGCAUGCGGCAACGCGACGGUCUCAACAAACAGAUCCGCAGCUCAGUGGAGGUGCAGGCCAGCCUGUAUCGCCACAACCCGCGCAUGCUGCCGCGCCCGCACGCCCCGCGCUGCACACAUAUGCACAUCACGGCUCUUAAACAACCCAGUGAGAGGGGGAAACCGCCAGCCAGUGAUAGAGGGAACAAGGGCCAAAAAGACCUAAGAACCAUGCUCCUAGGACGGGCCUCGUCCAGCGGUUCCAACUCGUCAAAUAACAUGGAUAUAAACCUGAUAUCUGAGCUGGAAUUCAAUGAGAUAUUCCCUCAAGGUUACUUUGAUAGUAAACUCUUUGAAAAUGGCAAGGAAUUUUGGGCUAUGAAUAAAGAAACAAUUAAAGCGACAAGUCAAGAAGAUAAAGUUGGCAUAAAUCUAACUACGUGGUUGGAAUGGCAGAGGACGCUUCAGAAAUCGAUAAACAUUCACCACUCUAAGGAUACCGACAUACUGGCGUCUUUGCUGCAGUACAGCGACGCCAAACGAUUUGAACUGCCGCCGUCUACACAACACCCUGCUUUCAGCUCACAAGAUUUUGCGACUCAAAACGUGGUGACAUCACCAUUAAAACUGAUUUCAACGAAAACAUUAUCCCCUGUUAGACCCCAGUCCCCGGCCAAAGCCAAACAAACUAAAAAGAAACAAAAACUAUUAACUAAAUCUCCAGGAAAGAAAGAUGGCGACAUAAGAGCGUUAUUUAGCACGGCGACGAAAUCCACCAAAAGUUACACUAAAUUAAUACACGAUCUAGGUAUCCAAAAUGAUGGCAGUAUACCUACUAGCUUAGUGAAUUUACUAGUUGAUUUGACUCUGAAUAUUAACAAUAAUGUUACCAAAAAAUGCUACGUAUGUAGCUACAUAUGUGACUGCAAUAUUAUAAAGAAGAAGACUGAACUCAAAUCUUCAAGUUUGAUAGUUUUGACGGACCCCAAAUUACCAGACAUUGAUCUCAUUGACGAUAUUGACGUAGAAACCUUAUUGAAAUGCAAGAAGGAUACAAGUCUUCUAGACACACAAAAUAAUGCCGAUAACGUGAGCUACUUAGAUGUAGACAAUAAAAAUCACAGUAAAAAUUUCGAAUUAGAUUUCGAUUUUGAUUCACCAAUCGAUUUGAAUUCAUCUGGUAAUAAUGACGAAGUUAAAAACGAAGAAAACGCUGAUACGAACUUUGACAUAGGCAACAUUGAAGAUAUAUUCGCUGACAGCAGUCCAGAAGAAGGAAUUAUAAAAGAAAUUGAGAAUAAAGAAAAAAACUCAAGUGAUCCUAAAGAAGCAUUAGGAUUCUUCGGACUGGACAGUAUAGAAGAUAUAUUUGCUGAUUCCGAUGAUAGUGUUAAUAAUAACAUACCUACAACACCUAGCAAAGAAAAGAAUAAUAGUAUAGAAUUAUCUCCUGUGCUCAAAUUCUCUGGAAAAGAUGUACAAAGGACAGAAAACAAUCAAGAAAAACCAAACACAUUUUCCCCAAAGAUAGAAAACCCUCAAAGUCCAUCCAUUUUGUCUGGAAGAGUGAAAAGUAUGCCUACAUCUCCCAUACUCUGUAGUCAACCGCGUAAAUUUAAACUCAGCACGAAGAAAAAUAAAAUGGAAAGUUCAACACCAACUAGCACUGUGAAAAGAUGUUUAAUACCCAAUACUUCUGUGAAUAGUAGUGAUAAAGUUUAUACUCAAGACAAAUCAAAUGUAACGCAAACUAGUUUUACAGUCACUCAAUUACUAGACAUAAUUAAUAGAACUGAUGACAAAUCUUUAUUUAAUACAAAUAAUAAAACUGAAAACCAAACAAAGAUUGAAGACGAAAGAAGCACGUCACCCAUACUCUUAACUCAAGCCGAUAAAAAGAAAAUAAAUGCAAGUAAUACUUUAAAAAAUAAGUCAAAUACAUCGACAGCUAAGAAAAGUGAAAGUUUGAUUGUACUAGACAGUGAUAGCGAUUCUGAAACAGGUACUCAAGUGUAUGAUGUUGAUGACUUUGAAAUUAUGCCGUCACAGAAUUUUAGAACGCCUGAAAAGGAUAAAUAUGUCAAAAACGAAGAACCGAGUGCAGAAUCAUCCAAAACCCCAAUUUCUAGCAAGAGAAAGUUGUCAUUAGAAGAUGAUACAAUAGCAACGUCGCCUUAUUUCAACAAACGCAGAAAAGUAGAAUUAGAUAGCAAGAAGCUGUCUUUACAGCAAAAAGUCCUAGCAGCAUUAACAUCUAGUAAAAUGAACAAAAGUAAAUUCAACACUGACAACACUGUAAAUUUCGUGUUCUCUCCGAGUAAACUAUCACAGAAAGAGAACGAAAAUCCUCUUAAAAAAUUAUGUCCGAAAAAGAAUGAUAUUGACGAUGAAAAAGAAGAAUAUGUAAGGAAAAGCAAUCUGGAAAUGCUGCAAAUGUUUAGGAGGGACAGUAAAAUUGUAAGCCCCAAAGCAGCAUUUGAUUCUUUACUCAACAGUCCAAGAUCAACGCAAAUAAGUAAAAGAAAAUUGUCUUUCGAGGAUAGCGAUGAUGACUUCGUGGACGCAAGAAGCGAACGGAGUAAGAGGCCUGUGAAUGGACGUCAUAAAAAUGGAUCCUUUCCAAAUCAUAAAGUACGAAAGAAAAAUCCUAAAUCGGAGUUUUUGGACCUGGAAGCGGACUUAUCCGACGACCAUUCGGACAGCGGCGAUGAGCUGUCGGACGGCAGUGUUGGCAGCAUUAUUGACUUCAUCUGUGACGAGAACGUGACGCAUCAUGAGGACAUGCAGGCCCAUUACAUGAGAUCCGUCAAGAGUCCAGUAAAAGGAGUUUUCAAAAUACCACAGCUACCAAAGAGGUUUGAAAAUACAGGAGUAUUUUCGCAAUUUGUCGAAGAGGACGCUUACGAGAUGGAUAGUUUUUGCGUAGAUUCCCACAUCGGUCUUACGCAGGCCAACGAUAUGUCAGAACUAGAAGUAGCAGAGAUGAUCCUAGAAGAAAGGAGACAUAAGAAGAAGCGGCCGCGAUUAGACUCUGUAGAAGAGGAUGGCGAUAGUCCAAUAGUGAGACGGAAGAAAAAGGCCAAGCGGAUUCAUAGUGAUUCGGAGGAUAGUAGCUAGAGAAUUGAAAUGUAAGAGCCAAUAUCGUUGAUGUUUAAGAAUAUUCGUAGCCCAAAUUGCAAAAUCAGUCUACAGGAUAAUCAGGUCUAAAGGCAGAAAUUAGUUAAAUACAGAUGACUGUCGUAUUGCAAGAUGUUAAGGAUCAAAUCACAUUUGUUGGCGCCUCAUCGCACUAUUUUUCUGUAACUGAGAACCGUCAUUUAAUAGAGCGAGAGAGCAACCGCACGCGGCAGAAUCGUCGCGGCGAUAGCGCGUUAUACCAAUCUAUACUGUGGACAAACAAACUGCGAUCGCGCGCGUCAUCAUUAUAUGGCUUGCAGGUGUGGUAAGUCGAAACUUCCUGCACUCGACUCGUCCUCAAAAUUACAAAACUGCUACUACUACUGUUUUGACUAAUGGGGAUAAAAACUAGAAGCUGAAAUGUAGGCGGCAGCACUGGUCAGUAUUCCUAAAUGUUGUUAGUUCUCCAUACAGUCGAACUAAAAUUCGUGAUAAAUUGCUAUAAAAUGUGCAUAGCUGUAAGUGAUCCAUAAAUAAAUAAAUAAUAAAAUGUGGAGCAACGUGGAAUGUAUUCCGAAAAGACGCCAGUUUUCUUUGCGAUCUUUAGGGAAUAAUUAUAUAGACUAUGAUUUUGCAGUUAAACGCUGCACAAAGGGUUAGUGUAAAAAUAUAAUCAAAACAAUAUGUUUGUCUACUCAAAUAGUACGGGGAGCUGUCAUAAUUUAAAAACACCCAACAGUAGCGACACCAAGGGGGUCAAAAUGGUCACAUCGAAGCAAUUCAUCUAAGAAAGCAAUGUUGCAAAUUUACAUUUGCGCAUAUAAAAGUAAAUGCGCAAUGCAAACAAAUGUCAUAUAGCAAUAUUGCUUUUAUAGAAGAAUUGCUUCGAUGUGGCCAUUUUAACCCCCCUGGUGGGAGAAAUAAUGCAGUUUUUAUCCUGAUUGGUGACUGGUGACAAAGCCAAAUAUUUAUUACAAGCCCUAGGAUCUUUGAUAAAUGGCCAAUAAAGUGAAUAGUGAGACUUAGUUAUAAAUCCAGCCGGCCUGGAUUGCCAAUGAAACUGUGAUAUAAAUUAACUUAAGAAAUAAUUCGUUAUCUAACACUUAUAAUAAGAAACAAAAUUGUUUCUUAUUAUAUUACUUCCAUAAUGUUUUAAAUCCCACGUUAAGCAUUGCGUACAAUUAUUUAAUAAUUCAAAUUGUAUGAUAAAUAACAAUAUGCUAUUUAAAAUCAUGUUAAAUGCAGGUGUAAAUAAAAAC